This is a messenger RNA of Ostreobium quekettii, 945 nucleotides long. The record is from the annotation of a GenBank genome assembly. Lineage: Eukaryota; Viridiplantae; Chlorophyta; Ulvophyceae; Bryopsidales; Ostreobiaceae.
AUGGCAUCUCGUGGCGACGCGCACACGUUGGCGCUCUCCAGCCACCUCAUGCCGUCGAUCCCCGGCCAUGGCGGAUCCUUGGACGACUGGGAUGAUGAGGAAGCGCGCGAGCAGCUGGAGGUGCUGCUGUGGCUCGUGGGCAGCGGCCCGGAGCCCAGCCACUGUCGCCAACCGCCGGUCGCGGCACCCCAGAUGAGCAUCUCCGUGCGAGAUCUGGCCGGCAACCACGUGCGGGUGAAUGCGGAGGCCCAGAGGACGGUGGCCGAGGUGAAGGCCUGCGCGGCGUCGGCCUUGGGCGGGGACCCCGCGCUCCAAGUGCUGGCGGUGGCGGGAGAGAUUCUGCAGGAAGCCAUGCGGCUGCAGGAUUACGGCGUGGCCGAGGGGUGCACCCUCUGCAUGGCCCCCUGGGAGGGCCACGCCGCCAAUGCGCCCCUGCUCCUGGAACCUCGUUUCCUGGCGCCCCAGCACGAUUUCGACCUCACCGGUGUACCGAACGACGGGGUGGCUCUGAGCCGCGGCGGGGAGGCGUACGUUCGACCCUUCGGCUGGCGGCGCCACGCGCUGGCCGUUGACGCCAAGUAUUCCGACACGACAUGGCUGGACGGGCGAAUGGCCGCUGGACAGUGGCCCGUGGGCUACCACGGAACCACGCUGCCUGCCGCGAGGGCGAUCGUCGCCCAGGGCUUCCGGCUGUGCAUGAGCCGCCGCGCCACGUUUGGCCUCGGGGUGUACACGACCCCUGACGUGGACUAUGCCGAGCGGUACGCUGAGGCGUUCGAGCAUGCCGGUAGGCGGUUCAAGGUGGUGAUCCAGGCGCGCGUGAACCCGGCCAAAAGGAGGCGCGUGGAGAGGCGCGAUCCCGCCACCGGCGCCGUGGCGAACAUAUGGGUGAACCCCAACGAGCGCGACGUGCGGCCGUACGGCGUCCUGGUGCGCGAGGUCUGA